UCCUCCACUUCCUCGCCCCUGUCCGUUCGGAGGGCCUGUGGUCAUCCGAUGCAGCGCCAGGAGGCGGAGGUCGGCGGUUCGCCGGAGGUGCGCAUCCUCCUCUCCCGGCACAAGGCGAGCCUUCUACGGGAGCUCGAGGCGACCAACCUCCUCGGCGUCCUCCUCAAACGCGGCGUCAUAACGGAGGUCGACCGGCAGGCACUCGUGAGCAGCGGUUUCGCGCGUCGACCCAACUACGGCAGAAGCGGCGGCGACGACGACGACGACGACGACGUAGACGACGACGUAGACGUAAAUGGUAGCAUCGGCGAUACGACGGACGUCGAUUUAUUCAUCGAGCUCAUCCAGGCCAAGGGUUUCGAGGCCUUCCGCGAGUUCUGCUUUGCCCUCGAGGCCGAAUGCCCCCACGUGCUCACGGAUCUCCUCGUCGAUCAGCACGCACUUACCGGUCAGUCGUCCAGCUUCGGCCAAUCCAACUACCCCGAUUACCCCGCCCCGCGCAUCUUUCACGGUUCUAUCGUUGUUCCAGAGGAACACGAGCUGCAGCUGAGGAGGCAGCAGCAGCAACUUCCGCCGUCGCCACCACUGCCACCACCGCCGCUAUCCCAGCAGGAGUUCAGCCUUGGGCAGAAGUUGCGCUUCAAGGAGGCAACCGAGGAAGAAGAGGAGCAGGAGGAGUUGGCGGCGGCGGAGGAGGUGGAUGAGGAGGAGGAGGAGGAGGAGGAGGAGGAGUGCAGGUGA
Messenger RNA from Ceratosolen solmsi marchali, 741 nucleotides. Its product is annotated as transcription initiation factor TFIID subunit 7-like. NCBI's taxonomy places the organism in Eukaryota, Metazoa, Arthropoda, Insecta, Hymenoptera, Agaonidae. The transcript has 3 exons. The record is from RefSeq and is a predicted model, not a curated record. Bases 49 to 741 code for a protein of 230 amino acids.